Molecule: messenger RNA, 957 nt
Organism: Rotaria sp. Silwood2
Lineage: Eukaryota; Metazoa; Rotifera; Eurotatoria; Philodinida; Philodinidae
Source: the annotation of a GenBank genome assembly
AUGGAAUCUAACAGAGCAUCACUUAAAAUGACGCCUGUCUGGUUCAAGUUGAAUGAUCAGCAAGCAGUAUUGAAAGAUAUAGUUUAUCCAUCCGAUACUAUCGGUAAUCAGUCAUUCGAUACUAUAGCUGCCUAUCGAACAUUUACUAAUAAAUCGAAAGAUUUUUGUCAAGAGCCAAUAGAUGUUGCCGAAGAUUCAAUAGAAACACUCAUACUUGUUCUCAAUGCUUUCGCUCGCAAAUUCGAUGGGGAUCUGACUAUCAGCAUGGAUGAUGUACCUUAUGAUGAUAGUGCUCAUCGUUUAGCUUGCGGUUUUCCUGGAAGGUCAGUACUUCAAUACGUUAAACCUGCUUCAUAUGUUUAUAAAUGGGCUUCGAGUUUAUCUUACUUUCAACUACAACUAAACGAUUUUGCUCCAGAAUUCAAUAGAGAUUACGAGGAAGCAGAACUAUUCGAAUCGGAAAUACGAGGAGGAUAUCCGUACUGUUGUCCGAUUGGUUGGUAUCGUCACGCACUAAAAAUUGAUCAUAAGUAUCCGAAUGAUUCGGCUUGGCUCGGUUGUAUCAAUGGUGAUGGCGAAUGGCCAGUCGCGUUUUAUGGAACACACCAAAAGGACAUCGACGGUCUCAUAAAAAAAGAAUUAUUACCCGCUACAACUAAAAGAGACGCCGCCAUGAAGAAUGUUUCACUUCAAUUGAAUGGAAUCGAAAUGAAUGAACCAGGACUUUAUUUGACCACUCAUUGCAAUGAUGGAGCUCAUCCAAGAUUUACAGAAAUAUUUCCUGUUAAAACAUCUAAUGAGAAUACAGCAAAUUAUCGAGUGGUAUUUCAGUGUCGUGUUCAACCGAAUAUGUUCACCAUUCAAGAAAGUCCAGUAGAGAAGGGUGAAAUGUGGCGCUUUGCCGACCCGAACGCUAUUCGAUCCUAUGGCUUACUGUUAAAAGAAGAAGAGUCAUAA